UUGUCAGUUGUCGCUUUGGAAUUUGAAGUUUUUUUUCGUAAGAUAUGGUUUAAUCCAUAAAAGUUAAAUUUGAAAACCUUGUCCAAAAUACAUGAAUCUUAUCAAUGUGAAUCUAGUAGUUUUUAUAUUCAAUGUUUUUGUUGUUAUUAAGGUUGACGCUAUGAUGAAUUCAUACACUAGUUAAACAUAAUUUGUGAGAAUUAUGAUUUGAGGAAGCCAAUGAACUAUACGAAUGGAAAAUACAAACUUCUGACACCUUUUUGAACAAGAACUCGCAAACAUAUAUAGGCAUGGAACCAUCAAUUAAUCCUUAGUAUCAAGGUAAACUAGAUAAAGAAAUAGGCUAUAAGGCUUACCUAGGUGUUUAUAAAACAAGAAAUAAGAAGAAAAUCCAAAUUUGAUUUCUAAUAAUCCUGAGUUUUAAAGAAUGAUUCUUGACUGUCACGCAUAUUCUCUGGUAAAUUGGAGAAUAAAUGGCAGUCAUUACCAGCUUGCACAUUAAUUCAUAAUUCAUUGAAGCUUGGCUUUGGAAGACCUUUUGUUAAUAAACCUGCUAGUUGAUUUUGUGAUGGCGUAUACUACAUAACAACUUGUUCCUUUAACUGGAUUGGUAGCUAUACUCAAUUCUGCCGUAUUGUUGCAGUGCAGCUUCAUAGGCAUUAUGCCUAUCAUUUUUUGGUCUUCCAUUACUUAUGUCAACAAUAUCAACUCAUAUAUCCCUUGAGCAAAAGCUCUCAAUUCUGCUUGAACACUGCUUUUUCCAACAACUGUUUGCUUUUUACUUUUCCAUGUGGCCAAAUAUCUCUAUUGUUUUAUAUAGUAAGGUGAAGUGAAUCUUCUAUCAUCUAUUGGGCUUGCCUAGUCAACAUCUGUAAUGUUUCAAUUUUUUUAUACCUUUUCUUCUUGAACCGCAUCAACAACGUAAUGGAAAUCUAAAUCCUGUUUAGUCUAAGAAUGCCCAGGAAUUUAGAGGAAAAACAAAGAACACAUAAAUUUUAUUUUAAUUCAAAGCUGCUUUCAUAGCCCGAAAGCUUACAAAUAAAUAGACCAACAAGAAAACACUAAAAGAUGAAUAAAUCAAAACAUUUUCAAAAAUAGAAAAUUCUCAAUUGACAUCAUAGAAUUAAAAUUCAAAAUCAAACAUAGCGAUUACCAAAAGCGACGUCUCAAUCAGAGAUUUAUAGCCCACGAUAUGGAUGGAGAAAAUCUUUCCAUAAAUGGCAAAGUUGCUGUUUUUGAGGCCCAUGUGAUGGAAUUUGGCCGAAUAAGGGUGUGACUCGAGCUAAUGACUUGUGUUUGUUGACCCGUUUUCUAUCUAAUGGGGUCCUCUGAUCAACAAAAUUAGCCAUUUAGGAAAAUUACGAAAAUGGCCCCGCCUAGAUCAUCGCGUCCCACUUGUCCACGUAGGUGCAAGCUAGCUCAUCAAUCUGGUUUGCAUCAGUGACCUUAAGUUUAUAUAUAAGAAACAAUAAUACAUCUGUACAUAUACAUACAUACACUAGUAUACUUUUGUACAUACAUAUGUCUAACAAACACAACAUUUUAAACAUUUCAAUACCAAGACACAACAAUUUCAUUCAUUUCAUGCUGGCAUACUACUCUGGCAGCCUUAUGACAAGAAAACAUGGUUACAAAAUAUGAAAUUUCUUUAAACAAUCUAACUGCAUGUUUUGAAUUAUUUAUAUUUUUCUUGAAUGUGAGCUCAGCCGGCAACUUAAGCUCAGUUAAAAAUUGGAUAAAUCAACCUUGUGCAGAGCUCCUUAACUACAUCUAAAGCUCAUAAAACUAGUCUAAUCUUCCCCUAGCACAAGCUGUGCUUGCUUAAGCUCAGCUUGUUUCUUGCCUUAUUCAUACAUGACUAAUACAGAAAGCAUUUCUUUUCUGCAAGAAAAAUUAUAAUGCUUACAUAGUAUAAAGCUAUAGGUGUAUUAACAAUAUUCCCUAAGAUAAACCAAAAAGGAAUGUUCAUGACCUUGUGCAUUAAGUAGAACUUUAAUUUGAUAUCGAUCAAUAACUCAACAUCCUAUAAUAGUGUUGACUUUGUAACAAUUAAAGUUGAAAGUUAAUCAAAUCAUAAACAGAGUAUUGAAGAAAUAGCCAUCUGAUGAAAAGGACUAGCGACAGUUUUGUAACAGAUUUUUGAAACACAUAAACUGCCUACAACUUUUCAGAAGAAUUGGCAUUGGUAUCUAUUGAAAGGCUAACCAACAACCUGGCAAUACCACACAUGAUGAUUAAAUAGCAGUAUCUUUUUUGAUUAACAAAUUCACCACUGCAAUAGGCACAAGGCCUAAAAUAUAUAUAUUAAAAAAAUGCUUACCAAGUCACGAUAAUCACGAUCACUCAAAAACUUGUAGCCACCUUGGAUUUAGGUGAUACUUUGUGGAUCCACCCUGUAACAUUCAUAAUGUAAUAGUGGAUAAUUGCACAACCAAAUAGACAGUUUCUAGGAGUCAAACCUCUGGCAAGUCACAAGAUAGCUGUAUAAGAAAGAUAUAAACCUGGGCUAGGAGAAUAUCAAUAAUAGAUGACAAAAAGAAAGUUCAUCUUUUAUUGACUGGAAAUUUAAUCACAAGUUCAAUUUUCCAAAACAAUUCCAAAAAUCUAGUAACUGUUCAAGGGAACUUUUUAAAUUGUUAUAGAAGUAACAUGUGUUAUUUGCUGAUUUUCCCAAUUUCUUAUAUUUUAAUAAUCAAAUUUGUUGACACCUCCUAAAUAUUCUCUAUAUCUAAAGAAGCAAUCAACGAGAAAUAUUAAGCAAGAAUAGCAAAUGCAAACAUCUUCAUACUCAUUAUGACAACUUUUGGCACUAGAAAGAGAAGCUCUAAGUAAUUCAUGGUCAGUAAAUACAUACUUGUUCAAGUAGGGAAGCAAUACAAGCACCGGUAUGAACAAGAUGAUGGUCACAGGUCCUCAUGCCUCUCCUCGUGCUUCUCCUCCAUGACCAUCAUCUUAGAGGGCUCGGUGAAAUUCAGGGAUAGGUAAUUGGAUUCAAUGGAUGCUACAACUACGCUAUCGAGAUCGGAGUGCUCAUCCAUUGGAGAAGUGAAAUGAGAAGUAGAAGAGACGCUAACGAAAUUGAAGGAGAUGAGGAAUAAAUAAAAGAAUAAAUAAAAAAAAUUGAGGCUUUCUUCGAUAAAUGGGAAAGGAUAAAAGAUAUGUUCUUGACUAGGUAGUUAGAACCGGGUUGGACCGGAACCGGACCCUAGGCCGGUCCGGUUCCAUACCCAAAACCGGCCCAGAAUAAACCCGCUCAUAGACCGGAUGAACCGGCCAGGUUCAUCCGGUUUUCACUUUUCACAAAGUUUUCAACUUUUCAAUGUUUUCAACCCUAAAAAACUAAACGAAUUGAAGAGCAAAGGACUCCUGUGACCGAGAUCGACACCACCAACAUCUCUCAGACUCUCCCUCCUAUCAACGAUCAAGGCAUCAUCGCAUCAACCAGCAAAGCGGCAAUCACCGGCAAAGCGGCAAUUGCUCUAAUUUUGUGAAGAAAGGCCCAUCUCUCUCUCGCUCUGAAGACUUAAAGAAAUAGUCAAUGGAGACAAUAAUGUGCAAUCAUCCGCCUCAAGUGGUAAUGUUCGUUCUAAGACCGAUCCGACAUGGGAGCACUUCACUUUAUCUAUUAAUGAUAAAGGAACAAAGGUUUACCAUUGCCUCUAUUGUGGAAAAAAAUAUCAAGGUGGGGGAAUUUAUAGAAUGAAAGAGCAUUUAGCCGGGAAAAGUGGUAACAUACUUCCUUGUGGGAAAGUCCCUCCUGAUGUUCGUGAAUGCAUCAAAGAAUAUAUCACUAACUCCACAUCUUCCAAAUCAAGAGGGAAGGAAUUAGUUAAAGAAGCAUAUGAAGAAGUAGAAGAGGUUGAAGAACAAGAGAUAAAUCCUACCAAUAAUUUUGGAAAAAGGAAAGCAAAAGGUUCUUUAGGAAAUUUUAUAACAUCAAAGCCAACUUCACUAUCUCAACCAGGAAUUAAGAGUGCAAUGGCAAGCAAGCAAGCAAUUCAUAAGGCAAAUAUGGUAUUUGCUAGGUGGUGUUUUGAUGCUUGUAUUCCUUUUAAUGCUAUGCGGUCACCUUAUUUUCAACCAAUGGUGGAUGCUAUUGGGAGUAUUGGUGUGGGAUAUAAAGCUCCUUCUUAUAAUGACAUGCGAGUUAAUUUAUUGUGGAAUUGCAAGAAAGAAUGUCAGUUGCUUAUUGAUAGCUACAGAAGCCAAUAGGCUAAUUGUGGAUGCACAAUUAUGAGAGAUGGUUGGACGGAUCAAAGGCAAAGAACUUUGAUUAAUUUUUUGGUGUAUUGUCCUACAGGAAUAUCUUUUGUGAAAUCUGUUGACGCCUCAGAUAUUUUAAAAGAUGCCACCAAUUUAUGUAAUUUAUUCAUGGAGAUUAUUGAAUGGGUUGGACCGGAUAAUGUGGUUCAUUUGGUGACUGAUAAUGCAAGCAAUUAUGUUGCGGCAGGAAGGUUAAUACAUGAAAAAUAUGAUCAUAUAUAUUGGUCUCCUUGUGCUGUACAUUGUCUGAAUUUGAUUUUGAAAGAUAUUGGAAAAAGAGAUCAUGUAGCGGAGCUUGUAUCACGUGCUUCCAAGGUGACUAUUUUUGUCUACAACCAUAUAUACAUACUAUCUUGGUUGAGAAAAAGAUCUGGAUGGAAAGAGAUUGUGCGUCCAGGAGUAACACGUUUUGCUACUACAUUCAUUACUUUGAAAAGUAUCUAUGAUCAUAAACAUGAUUUGCAAGCAUUGGUGACAGAUAAGUAUUACACAAGCCAUAAGUUAUCUAAAAGUCCAGUGGGUAAAACAGUUACUUCUAUUAUCUUGGAUGGCAAAUUUUGGGAAGAAUGUUUAUUUAUGGUGAAGAUUGCAGCUCCCAUCAUUAGGCUUUUACGUGUUGUUGAUGCGGAUGAGAAACCUUCACUUGGUUAUGUUUAUGAAGGCAUGAUUAGGAUUCGAAAAGCAAUCAUGGCCAUCUUCAGAAACAAGUCUACAAUGUAUGGUCCCUAUAUUAAAAUUAUUGAUGAGAGAUGGGAUAAGCAUUUGCGGCGAAACCUUCAUGCAGCUGCUUAUUUUUUGAAUCCCGCUUUUCUCUAUGAUAAAGAAGCAUUUUGUGAAACUCCAGAAGUGAUGCAAGGCUUUUUAGAUUUACUUGAAAAGAGAAGUAUAUGCAGUGAUAGUGAAAAGGCAAUGAGGGAGAUCAGAUUUUAUCGGGAUCGAUUAGGAAGUUUUAGUCGUGAAUCAGCUCUUUCCUCUGCUAAUAAAAUACAACCUGAUGAAUGGUGGAGGCUAUUUGGAUAUAGUACUCCUUUCUUGCAAAAAGUUGCUAUUUGACUCCUUAGUCAAACAUCAUUUUCUUCAGGAUGUGAGCGUAACUGGAGUGUUUUUGAGCGAAUUCACACCAAAAAAAGAAAUAGAUUGGAGCAUCAAAGGCUUAGUGAUCUUGUAUUUGUGAAUUAUAAUCUUCGUUUGAAGUGCAGGCUUCAAUACAAAAAAGAAAUUAUGAUCCGGUUGAUUAUGAUUGCAUUAACAAAACGGACUUUUGGAUAGCUGAAGAAGAAGAAGAAGCAGAAUUCGUAGAUGGAGAUAUGGUUGAAGCAAUAUAUGCAAAAGAUGCUAUUCCAACUUUGGAUGAAAGCCACAAUCAAGAUGACGUGGAUAUGAAUGAACUCAAUGAAGAAGUGGAUUUUGAGUUAUUUGGUAAUGCAAGCUAUGAUGAUGCAUUUGAUCAACAUGAGAACUUGGGGCAAAGAGAUGAUAAUGAGGGUUGACUACACCAUCAACCAUGAUUUGUGAAUUUCGCUUAAGAAUGAACUUUCUAGUGAAUUUUUCUUAUUCAAUAUGUUGUAUGGAUUUUAUUUGAACGUGCUAAAAACUUUUGUGUGUGAGACUCUAUGCAUUUUUUUACCUUUCUUAA
Messenger RNA from Dioscorea cayenensis subsp. rotundata (Guinea yam), 5899 nucleotides. RefSeq lists its product as uncharacterized. The transcript is spliced from 5 exons. The record is from RefSeq and is a predicted model, not a curated record. The coding region runs from base 4234 to 5316 and encodes 360 amino acids. Lineage: Eukaryota; Viridiplantae; Streptophyta; Magnoliopsida; Dioscoreales; Dioscoreaceae.